This is a messenger RNA of Didymodactylos carnosus, 2251 nucleotides long. The record is from the annotation of a GenBank genome assembly. NCBI's taxonomy places the organism in Eukaryota, Metazoa, Rotifera, Eurotatoria, Philodinida, Philodinidae.
AUGAACAAAACACAUUUGAACGUUACUUGCCAGAGAGAAGCAGGUGGAGAACUUGUAAAUGAUAUUGCAUUUAACGCGAGUCAAGAUUUAAUUGGACAAUCAACUGGUUUAUGUGGCAUAAAAGAUCAAUCGUGUAUACUCGAAUCUGUUGUUCCAAAAGGAAAACGAUCAACAACGAAUAAUUUUGCAUCGAAAAUAUGUAACGUAUUCAUGACGGAAGCACUACAACAAGCAUCAUCAUUAAAUGCAAAACCAAGUGAAGAAGCAAAAACUAUUGCUUUAACGGCUUGUAUUAGUGAUGUUACUGUAUCGAAUGAUCUAUCGGUAUGUGUUAAACGAUGAGUUUAUUUCUUUUGUUUAUAUCAGGAAGUUACUCAUCAUAUUCUUUCUGUUUGACUCCCAACCUGUAUAAUGUAAUCGCUUUGUUUUUCUGAAAAUGUUUUUGAAAAUGUCUGGCUUCUCGGACGAAAGAUGAAACAUCUCUAGUUUUCUCCAAAAAAGUGCAAAUCAAGGCAAAGACGUUCUAGAAGUACUGAGCUAUGAAAAGAAAGUUUUUAUAUACUCGACUCCGGUCUCGGUUUCAUAAUAACGUCUACGAGUUUUCCUAGCACUCAAGAAUGAGUUUUAUGACAAAAUGACGUUGGUUACAGAAGUAAAAACUUUUCUAAAAGCCUCAAGCGACUUUUUUCGUAAUUUUCAAUGUUUCUUUUGACACUUUAUUUUCGAAAUGUUUUCUUAAAGCUUAGUCUCGGUCUCACACACUUCUAAAAAAUGUCCUAAGCUCUGAUAUACUUAGCUUUGGAGUUAUGAGUCACACGAAAUUCAAAAAUGGUUUUCAGCUGUAUUUUUGUGCAUUCUUCAUUUUAGUAUGGAAUUAGUUUAGUCAUAUCUGUUAUCAAUGAUGCAAUUAAUAAAUUAAAGCUACCCUCCAGUCAACGUAAAGAUUAUAGAUCUAAAACUGCACAAAAAAAUUAAAGAUAGUUCUUGUAACGCACGUACAAACGUUGCUGCAAUGUUAUAUCAAAGUGGAGAAAAGUGCCCAUUAACCCCCGAUUUCUAAUAGACAGUAAAAAAUUUUUUUUUUUGUACGGAAAAAGACACCAUUCAUACUCGUACUAAUAUUUUUUUCUCUUAUUAAUGACGAAAUUUUUUGUGUCUAUUUUCUUUAAAUAUUUUAAAUGUCAAUUAUUUUUAGUCCAUAUAUGAGCGCACAAGAAAUUUAAUUUUUUUUUUUUUCGCUAAGAAAAGAUCGCGUCAAAUUAGUGGUGUGUUAUAAAAAUGGAAGAUGCAACACUAGUAAGGGAUAAAACUGUUGAUCACUUCUAGUACUAAGCGUAUAGAUAGGGAUAUUUUAUGGUACAUGGAAUAUAAAUAUGCUUGUUUUCCAGUCAAGAAGAGGCUAUCAAGAUUCAUCGUUGUACAAUAAAUUAAAAUAAAAUGAGUAACAGGGGGUAACGUAUAAAAACGUUGGAUUGACGAUGAAGAAGUUUGACUCGAGAGGGAGACAGUGAUGGACGUAGUGCUCUCAUGUUGAAUGAGAAUAUGUAAAGUUUUACCAGCGUUUUCAUAUUUCACGAAGACUAAUGAGGAACUCUUCUAAAUAAAUCAUGCAUACAUUCGAUAAAGAAUGCUAAUGAUGAGAGUUAACAAUGCUAUUAAACAUAAUGUGAGAUAUGCAAGUUCUAACGGCAAAUAUUUACUAAGAAUAUUCACUUCCGAAAUGAAUAUUAACUGCAUGGUAGGGCAGUAGUACUUAACGUUCGCUAUUUCAAACAUGAAUCGGAUAGCGCAGAUAAAAUCCGAUACUUACUUGCUGAUUGUAAUGAAGAGAAAGUGGAAGUCGAAGGAUGACGUGGUAAAUGUGUGAAGCUGCCGAAUGUCGGUCCAUAUUGCUUGUUAUGAAAUACUGCGUAAUGUUUGUAUUCGGCGUCAAUAGUGAAUUUUGUGAUUGGAAGUUGGUGUGGGUUGGUGAGUGUAAAAAGAAAUGCUUGUGAGUCUUGUUUGCAGCCACCCUGUGAACUCCAAGAUACGGUAGUAUAUGCGCCAAAGAGAUAACCGCCUGCCUUAGAUUGAAUAACUGUGACCGUUGGACCUUUUCCAUCGCACUGACGAUGGAAAUCUUGGGCGGCAAAGCCAUCUCGUGUGCCUUGGUAAAUCAAGGUCCAGCGUUGAUUUUCUCGACCAGAAAAUUCAUUGAGUUUUAGCUGAUGCUGUUUGUCAUUCAAUAGUACUCCACCUAUGAAUAGCGGUU